AUGAUUAAUAACGCCGCCACUAUGUACAAUAACAUUCGUCCUAAUUUAUCUCUCACAUGCCAUUUUUUGCAUAGUUUGGUAAUUGGAAAUUGUAGAAUUUGUAUCAGGUCUUACACCCCUUCAAUAUCAUUUACUUACAAUAAAGUUGCUACACAUAAACGUUUUGCUGUAAGAAAUCCCAAUUUAAAUAUUGCAAAGUUAGUACCACUAGUGAAACUGAGUGAUAUUGAGAUUGAAACUAUAAACAACGGGUUUUGGGAAAAAAAUGAUCUUGUUUUUACUGGAAGGGAUACAUUGUUGAAAGGAAAGCUAUCAGAUCUAGACAAAUAUAAGUCUAUUAAUCAUAAGAAUAAGAAUAAGAAUAAUUAA
Molecule: messenger RNA, 369 nt
Organism: Babesia microti strain RI
Lineage: Eukaryota; Apicomplexa; Aconoidasida; Piroplasmida; Babesiidae
Exons: 1
Coding region: 1-369 (122 amino acids)
Source: RefSeq, a predicted model, not a curated record